UAUACAUAAUAUCUUAUGUUACUGAAUGUUUGCAAGCAGCUAGCUUUGGAGGAAGAAGAUGUAUGGCGUGCUGUCUUGAACUGGGCCAAAUAUCAAGCUGGAGUAACUCAACCUACUGCCCACUGGACAGAGGAGGAACGUGCUCGAGUUUGUCAGCAUUUAUCCGGAGUCAUUAGCUAUGUUCGUUUGUUAUUGAUAGACUCGCAAGUUUUUGCUGAAGAAGUGGAGCCGACGGGUGCUGUGCCAAUAGAGUUAUCUUUGGAAAGAUAUCGCUAUGCAGCCUUGCCAAAUAAAUUUCGUGAAAGGAGCGAAGAUAAAAAAUUACAGCUUCGCGUAGCACUUAAAUUCUUCCCAGGUUCACUGAUUUUAGUAAAAGGAAAGACAUGCUAUCAAAGACUCCUGAAUCAGUGGUAUAGAUCUCCUAAACAAGUUUGGCGUUUGGUGUACAGAGCCUCUACUCACGGAUAUUCAGCUGAGGCAUUCCACAGGCAUUGUGACGGGAUCGCUCCCACUUAUGUUAUUGUAUCCGGUAAUAGAGGAGAAGUUUGUGGCGGAUUCAGUGAUGUACCGUGGGGGAAGUCCACUAAAGGUAGUCACUAUAUACCCUCAGAGAAAGCCUUUUUGUUCAGUCUGAGUAAUAAUCAAGAUUUACCACCAACAAAAUAUGAUAUUGUCAAGAAACCUUUUGCAAUAUGCUAUCAUCCUGA
This is a messenger RNA of Bemisia tabaci, 707 nucleotides long. The record is from RefSeq and is a predicted model, not a curated record. Lineage: Eukaryota; Metazoa; Arthropoda; Insecta; Hemiptera; Aleyrodidae.